This is a messenger RNA of Fusarium oxysporum Fo47, 261 nucleotides long. RefSeq lists its product as uncharacterized. Lineage: Eukaryota; Fungi; Ascomycota; Sordariomycetes; Hypocreales; Nectriaceae. The transcript is spliced from 2 exons. The coding region runs from base 1 to 261 and encodes 86 amino acids. The record is from RefSeq and is a predicted model, not a curated record.
AUGUCUUCCGAGAACCCACCUAACCAUCAAGGAAUGGUCAUCAGAGUUGAAGAGCGCACUGUCAUAACUUGGAUUCGGAAUGUACGCAGUAAAAGUCCAAACGACUAUCACAAUGGCAAUCUUCAAUACCCGAGUUCUGCCUUAAAAACCCCCGAUGAUGAGGCUCUCCGCAAACCAGAUUUUAGCUCUCAACAAGAUGAUGAGCUGAGUCUUUACUUGAAACAGUUGCAAUCGUUGCUUAAAGGCAAAAAGUCGACCUGA